AUACUUAAUUGAUUACAAUUAUGUAUUCAGAAGACGACAUAACGCGUAACGUGGCACAUUUCACACGUUUGAAAAUCUAAAUUUCCCCGCGUUAAGUUUGCAACGGCGUAUUUGCAACUUUGACACUACGGAUGAAAAAAGGGAGAGAAAUAAUUGUAAAAGUUAAUUUUCUACAAAUCUGUGAAAAAGACAAAGGAUUUGCAAAGAUCGAGGAGGACUGCGUAAACAUAUGACGUCACGACUUCAUGUUUGGUUUCAUUUUAUGCGGUUACGGCCAGUUCUUACCGCGCGGCGCGGACUUGGAUCGCUUGGAGGAGUGACCCUAGCUUGGAGCUGAACGUGAGCCGGAAAUAACUUUUUCCUGCGUUCUACCACCUGUGUGACAGCGCUUUCAACGACAGCGCCUACUGCUUCUGAUGGCCGGCAUCCAGCAAUUGGCAGGGCGUUUGGCUCUGGUCACAGGUGGUGGCAGUGGCAUCGGCCGCGCUGUGUGCAAGGCCUUGUCGCACGAAGGAGCGCGCGUUAUAGCUGCCGACAUAAACAAAGAAGGUGCAGCGACUACGGUCAGCGACUUGCCAGGUUCCCAUGAACAUCGUGCUCUAGAAGUGGAUGUUGGAAGCUCUGAAUCUGUGUCGUCGCUGUUUGCCGAAAUCAAAAAGGCAUACUCUGCCCCUGUGAGCAUUGUAGUCAACUGUGCUGGUAUUCUCCGAGACACCUUCCUUAUGGACAUGACUGAGGAAGCAUUUGAUGAAGUGUUGAAGAUCAACUUAAAGGGGACAUACCUUGUGACCCAAGCUGCUGCUCGGGAAAUGGUCUCAUCUAAUGUGCCAAAUGGAGCAAUUGUGAACAUUUCCAGUAUUGUGGGAAAGACUGGAAACAUGGGUCAAUGUAACUACGCUGCUUCGAAAGCGGGUGUUGUGGGUUUCACGAAGACAGUUGCUCUGGAACUGGCCAAGCAUAAUAUCCGUUGCAAUGCCAUCAUGCCUGGUUUCAUAGAUACACCUAUGGUUGCUACUGUUCCAGAAAAAGUGAUGUUGAAGUUAAAAGGAAGAAUUCCCAUGGGACGCUUUGGUAAGCCAGAAGAGCUGGCUGAUGCAGUGCUUUUCUUGUGCUCUCCAGCCAGCUCCUAUGUGACUGGUUCAGUGCUUGAGGUCACUGGUGGCUUGUAUAUGUAGGCAUGUGACAUGGUUUAUGUUCCUUGUGGCAUGCUAGGUGGUGGAUUAUGUGCAGAUGUGUUAAGCUUUUAUUUCUGCAAUGCUGUGAUGACAUCUUUUUAUUGUUGUUGGAGAAAGGCAAUUGCUAACAGCAUGUGCAGAUAUGUACACGCUUAAUGAAGAGUGAGAAAAAUUGGCAGCAGAUUUUCAGGGACUCCCUUCUCCUUAGAAUGGAAGUCACGUUAAGCAGUUAUAGUUGAGCGUUGCUUGCGGUUCAACUUGCUCACAUUUUGCUUGCUGAGGCACUGCAGAGAAGUGCAUCAAUUUUGUAUUUUUGAUAAGUGACGUGAGCGACACAGUGAGCUUUACUUCAAUAUGACAAAGCCUAGUGGAAGUGCCAUCACACUGCACUUAGUCGGUUAUGUAGCAGAGCGAGCCAGCGCUCUGGCUUUUGCUGCUGGCAUGAGCAUUUUGUGCACGUGCACUAGCAUUUCCACUGAGAGGCUGUGCACAGAUUGUUAGGAUACAUCAGUUUCAGUGUAGCGGACUGUGAGUGGAGCUCCGUUGUAGAAAGGUCAGCGACACUUACCUACUUGAGGAAGCAUGUGAGCAAAUAACAGAAUUUUUCAAUCUCAGAAGUCUUAAGAAUAUUGUGCGUGGAUAUCAGCAGCAGUGACACUGAGAGGAGUAGGAGAAGGUAAUUACAUUUGUUAGUUCCUAAGGAACUGAGACCUGAGCCCAGGCCUCCUUGGGUGGAAUAGGAGCACUGGCUUAGUGUAUUCCUUAUUUACUGCGCCAGCGGAACUGGACAACUAAGAGCGAUGACAGUAGUGCAUUGUAAAAGACUGAAGAUGUCAAUAGGAGCAUGUCUGCAACAUGUAACAGGCUUCUAAAAUAGUUUAUAUGCUAAUAUGUGGAAGCUUUUAGCUCUUUUAAUGUUACACAUUCUCAUGAAUUAUGGCCAUUUUUGGAGUGAACAGUAGGGGCUCUUACCAGAAGCUGACAGUGAAAAACUGUUACAAGUGAAUGAAAAAAAUGUAAGAGGUAAAAAGGAGGAUGUAUGCAAGGAAUGUGUGCAGUAUUAUGUCAGCUGGAGAGUAAUAAGCAACAAUCUAUGCAUAGUUGAUGAGACAAUACAUGGACUGCAGGCAGCGCUACUUUUUAACUUAGCUAUGUGCAUUUCAUAAAAACAAUAAACUGCAGGUUCGUAGGACUUUACUGUAGUAAACAAAUCGUAUCGAUCAAUCACAUUAUAUUUUAUUAAAUGCAGAGUGUACUUGGCAACUACUAAUGUGUGCACAUUGUUGCAAAGUAUUUACAUACAGAGUCCUUAUGAUGACAUUGCUGCUGCUUGCUGCAAGCCUUGUCUGAGCCAGCAACUAUUAGAGUUUUAGCAUGUCUGGUAUUCUGGUAUAUGCAAGCAGAUUGGGCAGAUUGCUGGUUGAGCGGAGGUAUAAAUGCGAGCGGCCAGAUUGGUGGCACAGAGCGCAACCAACCAAACACAGAUCUAAUAUUGUAGUAAUCAAGCUUAAAGCAUUUUAAAAGGGCCCCUCACCAGGCCCCAUAGUAAAUUUUGUUUAUAUGCUGGAAGUUGUUAUGUGACCUCUAGGGAGCGGUCUGCCGCAAAAAUUUUUCAAAUCGACUCAUUAAUAGCUGAGAUAGAAAUAUUUCAGUUCUGCGAACUCAUGAUUUCAGAAGGCAAGCUCCACUGCAAAGCGAGACACUCUCUCCACUUGCCUUGCCUAGCUUCAGCAAGCGAAAUUCCUUCCCUGUGUUCUCCCAUACCGGACCUCGAGGAUCGUGUGAUGCACAUGUCACGAGCCCCGCCUUCACUUUCUCCCUCCUUGAUUUUUUUUUUUUUUUGGCACUGCACAUUUUUGCUGACAGUGCCAUGUGCGAGCUGUUGUGAUUCUCUUGUUUCGUGUAGAGCGCGAUUUUGUGCGCUGUGCACAAGGACACAUGACGACCAGCAUAAUUCAGUGCUACACAAAUACUGAGGCAGGCACAAGCGGACCUCAGAACAUGGUAGAAAAUGGCAUAGUUUCAGUACCUGCGCACGUGAAUGCACGACCAUGGGAACAAGAAUACGAAGCGGAAGUACAUCUCUCUUGCUACGGUGCGUAAAAAAAAAAUGCACACAUUCCGUUUGUGUGUUUUAUUUAUUCUCUACACUUCAAUUUUUAAAUUCAAGCAACAAAUCACACAAAUAAGAGAUGUUGCCUUGAAUAAUUAUCGAAGUCAUGUGUCUCGAUGAUUGACGUCACACUGCAGACACGAAUACGUACGUGCAGGGAUGUGAGUACGUCACCGCCUGGCUUGGAGCGCGGUCACCACGAGGGAAAGGGAAAACGGCAUUUGGAUUGAAAUUUCACACCUUUCUGUGGCAUGUGGCGAUAUAAUACUUUGCAAACAUGAUCGAUAGUGCACAUUGCAUGCUCUGCGCUUGUCAGCUCAGCAUGACCAGACCUGGUGAGGGGCCCUUUAAACAUUUUAAAAGACAACAUGUUCACAAUUAUGCCACUGCCGAAAAUUUACACCAGCAGUGAAGUCAAAUGCUUUUGGUCUGCACGCACUGUGCGUAGUGUAAUACCGGAUACACUAAAACUCUCUAUGGAUUCACCUUCUACAUGACCAUGGCUGCUGAUAAUAAUAUAUCUUCAGAAGUGCUUCCUGAUCACUUGUGUUGAUUUGGCAUGUUAAGAGAGCUAUCUAUCUGCUGCAGUAUUUUUCAUGACAAAUGGAGUACCUGUGCCACUUGUCUUUUGUAAAUGUUAACUGACAUUAUAUAAGCAAAUGAUGGAACUAUGACAUGACAUUUGUGCAUCACAACAUGGUCUCCAGCUUUUUAUUUAAGAUAUUUUGCUUCUGGUGGUAUCUCACUGCUGUUUAUGCAGGUGUUUUUGUAAAAGUUCAGUCAAACUGACUCUUCCCAAGGUUUUUUGUUCAUUUCUUGAAAUUUUGCACAGAACAUAUGCUGAAGGAAAAGCUCCUUCAUUAUAUUUGAUCAAGUAUUGCAACACUUUCAGAGGAAUUUCAGUCACAGUGCAGAAUGACGAAAGGCUACUUCUGCAUGUGAAAUUAAGGACUAAGAGAUGCGUACUUGCAGCGUGAAAAUAAAAUAUCCAUUGCAUUUCA
Molecule: messenger RNA, 4289 nt
Organism: Dermacentor andersoni
Lineage: Eukaryota; Metazoa; Arthropoda; Arachnida; Ixodida; Ixodidae
Product: estradiol 17-beta-dehydrogenase 8-like
Biological process (GO): fatty acid biosynthetic process
Molecular function (GO): oxidoreductase activity, acting on the CH-OH group of donors, NAD or NADP as acceptor; quinone binding
Source: RefSeq, a predicted model, not a curated record